Xenia sp. Carnegie-2017 is the source of this 532-nucleotide messenger RNA. RefSeq lists its product as uncharacterized. The transcript has 5 exons. The record is from RefSeq and is a predicted model, not a curated record. Gene Ontology annotation, molecular function: nucleic acid binding; zinc ion binding. The coding region runs from base 71 to 505 and encodes 144 amino acids. NCBI's taxonomy places the organism in Eukaryota, Metazoa, Cnidaria, Anthozoa, Malacalcyonacea, Xeniidae.
UUGAAACACUUGCCACUUCAAAAACAGUGUCUUUGAUCAAGAUAUUGCGAGUGUCUUAAUUUCUUUCACCAUGGGUGGUUUUUUUUCGCAUUGGCUUAAUGAAGCAAAUGUUGCUUCAGGAAAUACGUCUGAUGGACAAGAGUUUAAUCGAGUGGCGAUAUCCAACAGUGGAAACAUAAUAAAUAUGGUGGACCGCCCAAAGUGUCAAAGCUCUCGCUUAUUUGAAGAAAAUAUGCGUAAAAAUGGAGAGGUUCCGCCGACCGAACAACAAGUUCAACGUACCCAAGCUCCAUCUAUUGAGCAUCAGGAGCCAACAGAUAAACCCAUGGAGCAGGCCUCGACGCAGCCCCAAUGUUUAAAAGGUGUGAGAUGCUUUAGUUGUGGGCAGCUUGGGCACAAAAAGUGGAGAUGCCCACAAAAUAACAAAAGAAAGCCACGGGGAAGAAGAGGGGGGCGAAAAAAAGUCUUUGAUAUAAAUGUACUUGUAUCAAUUCAAAAUGAAUAAAAACUAACAAUGCUGUUGUCAUUAAAA